Neurospora tetrasperma FGSC 2508 is the source of this 498-nucleotide messenger RNA. RefSeq lists its product as uncharacterized. The coding region runs from base 1 to 498 and encodes 165 amino acids. The record is from RefSeq and is a predicted model, not a curated record. The transcript has 2 exons. NCBI's taxonomy places the organism in Eukaryota, Fungi, Ascomycota, Sordariomycetes, Sordariales, Sordariaceae.
AUGCUACGCAGCGCUAACGCUGAGUCAUACCAGACUUACUUUCCGGCCAUGAACCAAGAGGCAACCAGGAAAAACGACGAACUUCAGCGGCGCAGAUGGGCUCUCGGCAAGAUACAUGCGUUCAAACAAUCACUUGGCGAAAAUCAACAUAACCCUUCGCCAGGCUACGCGCUCAACAAGGAGCCUGGGUAUGCAAAGGUGGGAUGCCUGUUUCCCGUGGACCGGUUCAAUGAUGAGCUUCUGCGGUCUGUGAAGGAGCAAUUGCCGAGUGUCUUUGAGGAGGCAUUACUCUGCCAUCUUGAAGCCUGGGAAGAGUGGGUCAAACAGAUGAUGGUUCAUUGCGCGCAAUACUUGGACUACCGGCUUGCUCGGCUGAAGCAACACCAGGAGAUGGUGGAAGCGAUAAAGGGAGAUGACCGAGCCCCUGGGCCUGAAACCGAUGGCGAAGGAGACGAGAUAGCAGAAGGAUAUGAGAAAGCACAAACAUUGGCGAACUAG